GCAGCAUGCUCAUCCCCUCCAUUGGUCGUCCUAGUGCUGAUACUCUCAUUAGUGUGACGAGCCGCUUUUCAGAAGCAGCACUGCAAAGAAACGCGCUUUAUUGACCGGAGGGUGCAAGUUUGGGAGACACCUUCGAAGAGGCUUACUGCAAGCGCAGAGUCAUAAACAUGGGGUCGACUCCGAAUGAGGUUGGUGAGUUUGCAGUAAGCUUCACAUUGUGGUCACACCGGGUGCUCGUCUCGAGGUGAGAGAGUGAUUAUUGGUGGAACAUUUCGAGUCGCCAAGGCAAACCCUCUACCCCACGGUCCACAACAUUGAUACUGCGGCGAUCACCUUGGGAGAGGAACAGUCAGAUCGACAUUGGUAGUAUUUACUGUCUGCGGGGUUCUCGCCGGACGAUCACCACAUGGCAGGGCACGUAGACUGCUAUAAAGUCAUGUUGAUCCCUCUGAAGUAUACAAAGCAAGCUUUUUCAGAAGCCUUUGCAAUCAAGUAUGGACAAACACCACGACGCAACGAAAGAGGAGGAGAUUGAGUAUGUCGACUUCAAGAAACCUCAGGAGGCGAUCUCUGGAGAGCUCGACAACGACCAAGCAGACAUCUACGCAGAAGCUCUUCGACGAUACCCGAACGACGAAUCAAUCGACCAGGCCGACGAGAAGAGACUCAAGCGAAAGUUGGAUCGUCACAUAUUGCCACUCCUAGGCGUAUGCUACUUCUUCUACUACGUCGACAAGACCACUCUGUCCUAUGCAGCAAUCUUCGGAAUCAAGAAGGACCUCGACUUGAGCGGUGACGAAUACUCAUGGCUGUCGAGUAUAUUCUACUUCGGCUGGCUGAUCUGGGCCAUUCCUUCCAACCUCAUCAUGCAAAGAUGUCGACCCGGAAUCUACCUCGCUUUCAAUAUAUUCAUGUGGGGAGCACUUCUUAUGUGUCAGGCUGCUGCAAACAACUUUCCAGCUUUGGCAGCAUUGCGUAUCCUGUCCGGAGCUUUCGAAGCUAUUGCUGAUCCAGCGUUCAUGCUGAUCACCUCCAUGUACUACACGCGAGAAGAGCAGCCGUCUCGUAUAGCAGCUUGGUAUGUCUGGAACGGUGUAGGAGUUGCUGGUGGUGGACUGAUCGGAUACGGUAUUGGCAGCAUCAACGGUGCUCUUGCUUCCUGGCGCUACGAGUUCCUGAUCGUUGGUGCUUUCUGUUCGGCGUGGGCAAUCGUUCUUUGCUCGCUUCUUCCCAACUCGCCCACCACUUUCAAAGGCUUCUCUCAUGACGAGAGGUUGAUCAUGAUUGCACGCAUGCGUCGCAACCAGACCGGUGUUGAGCAAAAGCGUAUCAACUGGGACCAGAUCAAGGAGGCUUACCUUGACUACAAGACAUGGCUAUUCACCUUGCUUGGCUUUGUCUCAAACAUUCCAAAUGGUGGGAUAUCCAACUUCUCUACCCUGGUCAUCCGGGGUUUGGGCUUUAAUACCCUACACACAGCAUUACUCGGUAUUCCGCAGGGAGCUCUCGUCGUGAUCUGGAUUGGUCUUGGAGCAUUAGCAAACAGGUAUCUGCCUAAGAAUAGCCGCACGAUUGUGUGUGCGAUCUUUAUGUUGCCGACCAUUGCGGGUGCUCUUGGCUUCCUGUUGGCGCCUGACACUGCAUACGUUGGACGACUGAUAUGCUUCUACCUUACCGGCUCUUACCAAGCAUCAUUCGUGCUAUCUCUUUCGCUCGUUACGAGCAACACAGGUGGCCAGUCAAAGAAGAUGAUCGUGUCAGGAAUGAUCUGGUUCGGCGCGUGCCUCGGAAACAUUGCCAGUCCUUUUUUCUACAGACAAGAGCAGGCGCCAUCAUACCCUCUCGGCAUCGGCUCAUUGUUGACAGCCAACUGUAUUGAGGUAUUGCUGUUCGGAGUGCUGAGAUAUGCCUUCAUAUGGGAGAACAAGCGCAAGGAGAAGACCAGACUUCGCAUGCGUGAGAGUGGUGAAGCUGCUGCGUUGAACGAUACGGCAUUCAGCAACUUGACGGACAAGCAGAACCCCAACUUCGAGUAUGUUUACUAGAAUGGCUGUCCGACCAACAUGUUGUAAAUAGUUCGGCCCAAUCACAAACAUUGAUCUUGUGCUAUCG
This is a messenger RNA of Aureobasidium subglaciale EXF-2481, 2112 nucleotides long. RefSeq lists its product as uncharacterized. Bases 495 to 2045 code for a protein of 516 amino acids. Gene Ontology annotation, biological process: transmembrane transport. Lineage: Eukaryota; Fungi; Ascomycota; Dothideomycetes; Dothideales; Saccotheciaceae. Gene Ontology annotation, cellular component: membrane. The transcript has 5 exons. Gene Ontology annotation, molecular function: transmembrane transporter activity. The record is from RefSeq and is a predicted model, not a curated record.